This is a messenger RNA of Phoenix dactylifera (date palm), 3173 nucleotides long. Its product is annotated as plasma membrane ATPase-like. Gene Ontology annotation, biological process: proton export across plasma membrane. Gene Ontology annotation, cellular component: membrane. The record is from RefSeq and is a predicted model, not a curated record. NCBI's taxonomy places the organism in Eukaryota, Viridiplantae, Streptophyta, Magnoliopsida, Arecales, Arecaceae. Gene Ontology annotation, molecular function: P-type proton-exporting transporter activity; ATP hydrolysis activity; ATP binding.
CGUGAGCUGCUGUCUUUCUCCCCCUUCUUUCUCUUUCUUUCUUUCAGAAGAAAGGAGGAAAGGAGGGCAACGGUCGCUUAGCUCGGGACUACUGGGUUCUUUUUUUCUGGUAUUUCGAUUGGAGGGGAGAAGAUGGGAGGGGACAACGCGAUCAGUCUCGAUGAGAUCAAGAACGAGGCCGUUGAUCUGGAACGGAUUCCCGUAGAGGAAGUGUUCGAACAGCUGAAAUGUACCCGGGAAGGUCUCUCGGCGUCGGAGGGAGAGAACCGGCUCCAAAUCUUCGGCCCCAACAAGCUCGAAGAAAAGAAGGAAAGCAAAUUUCUCAAGUUCUUGGGAUUUAUGUGGAACCCCCUCUCCUGGGUCAUGGAGAUGGCUGCGAUCAUGGCUAUUGCCUUGGCAAACGGUGGCGGGAAGCCCCCAGACUGGCAAGACUUCGUGGGAAUCAUUGCGCUGCUUGUCAUCAACUCCACUAUCUCUUUCAUCGAAGAGAACAACGCCGGCAACGCAGCGGCCGCCCUCAUGGCUGGCCUCGCUCCGAAAACGAAGGUGCUCAGAGAUGGCGUCUGGAGUGAGCAGGAUGCUUCCAUUCUGGUUCCGGGAGACAUCAUUAGUAUCAAACUGGGAGACAUCAUCCCGGCUGACGCGCGUCUUCUCGAGGGAGAUCCUCUGAAGAUCGACCAGUCCGCGCUCACCGGCGAGUCCCUCCCCGUCAGCAAGAAUCCGGGAGAUGAGGUGUUCUCCGGUUCAACCUGCAAACAAGGUGAGAUCGAGGCCGUCGUCAUCGCCACCGGGGUUCACACCUUCUUCGGGAAGGCAGCCCAUCUGGUGGACAGCACCAACCAAGUCGGGCAUUUCCAGAAGGUCCUGACAGCCAUUGGUAACUUCUGUAUCUGCUCCAUCGCCGUCGGGAUCUUUGUCGAGAUCAUAGUCAUGUUCCCGAUCCAGCACCGCAAGUACAGGGACGGGAUCGACAACCUCUUGGUCCUCCUGAUCGGAGGGAUACCGAUCGCCAUGCCGACCGUCCUCUCGGUGACCAUGGCCAUCGGGUCUCACAGGCUAUCCCAGCAAGGUGCCAUCACCAAGAGGAUGACCGCGAUCGAAGAGAUGGCCGGCAUGGAUGUCCUCUGCAGCGACAAAACCGGCACCCUCACCCUCAACAAGCUCAGUGUCGACAAAAACCUUGUCGAGGUCUUCACCAAAGGUGUCGAUAAAGACCAUGUCCUCCUAUUGGCAGCCAGGGCUUCCAGGACAGAGAAUCAGGAUGCUAUCGAUGCCGCCAUGGUUGGCAUGCUUGCUGACCCUAAAGAGGCAAGAGCUGGCAUCAGGGAGGUGCAUUUCCUUCCCUUCAACCCUGUGGACAAGAGAACUGCUCUUACUUACAUCGAUGCUGAUGGCAGCUGGCACCGUGCGAGUAAAGGGGCCCCUGAACAGAUCAUGGACCUUUGCAGCUGCAGAGAGGAUGUCAGGAAAAGGGCUCACAGCGUGAUCGACAAAUUUGCUGAACGCGGGCUUCGGUCACUGGCUGUUGCAAGACAGGAAGUUCCUGAGAAGACCAAGGAGAGUGCAGGGGGGCCAUGGCAAUUUAUUGGAUUGUUGCCUCUCUUUGAUCCUCCAAGGCAUGAUAGUGCAGAGACCAUUCGUAGGGCUCUCAACCUUGGUGUGAAUGUGAAGAUGAUUACGGGCGAUCAGCUUGCGAUUGCCAAGGAGACUGGCCGGAGGCUCGGAAUGGGAACAAACAUGUACCCAUCCUCUUCCUUGCUUGGUCAGCACAAAGAUGAUUCUAUUGCUGGACUUCCAGUAGAUGAAUUGAUCGAGAAGGCUGACGGGUUUGCUGGAGUUUUUCCUGAGCAUAAAUACGAAAUCGUGAAGAAGUUGCAGGAAAGGAAGCACUUAUGUGGAAUGACAGGAGAUGGUGUGAAUGAUGCACCGGCGUUGAAGAAAGCAGAUAUAGGAAUCGCCGUCGCCGAUGCCACCGAUGCUGCUAGAAGUGCUUCAGACAUAGUCCUCACUGAACCUGGGCUUAGUGUCAUUAUCAGUGCUGUUCUCACCAGCAGAGCCAUCUUCCAGAGAAUGAAGAACUACACUAUCUACGCAGUUUCAAUCACCAUCCGUAUUGUGCUUGGGUUCAUGCUUAUUGCACUGAUAUGGAAAUUCGACUUCUCGCCUUUCAUGGUUUUGAUCAUUGCCAUCCUUAAUGACGGUACGAUCAUGACAAUAUCGAAAGAUCGAGUGAAGCCAUCUCCGCUGCCAGACAGCUGGAAGUUGAGAGAGAUUUUUGCUACUGGUGUAGUGUUGGGUACUUACUUGGCAUUGAUGACUGUCGUCUUCUUCUGGGCUAUGAAGGAGACUGACUUCUUUUCCGAUAAAUUCAAGGUUCGAUCAUUGAGGCACAACGACCAUGAAAUGAUGGCUGCAUUAUAUUUGCAAGUCAGUAUUGUGAGUCAGGCUCUCAUAUUCGUCACCCGGUCUCGCAGUUGGUGCUUUGUCGAACGCCCUGGACUUCUUCUAGUCAGUGCUUUUAUGAUUGCUCAACUUGUUGCAACUCUCAUUGCUGUCUAUGCCGACUGGAGUUUUGCACGGAUUAAAGGUGUCGGGUGGGGCUGGGCUGGAGUGAUCUGGCUCUACAGCAUUGUUUUCUUUGUCCCACUUGACUGGUUCAAAUUUGCCAUUCGCUACAUUCUAAGUGGGAAGGCUUGGGAUAAUCUCCUAGAGAGGAAGACUGCCUUCACCAGUAAGAAGGAUUAUGGUAGAGAGGAGAGGGAAGCUCAAUGGGCUACGGCACAGAGAACGCUUCAUGGACUCCAACCUCGGGAAACUAGCACUCUUUUCAGUGAAAAGAGCAGCUAUCAUGAGCUCUCAGAAAUUGCUGAGCAGGCCAAACGGCGAGCAGAGAUUGCAAAGCUAAGAGAGCUUAACACUCUAAAGGGUCAUGUGGAAUCGGUGGUCAAGCUGAAGGGGCUCGACAUCAACACCAUCCAGCAGAGUUACACAGUGUAGUGGUAAUUUGUGCAAAGGAAAGAGACUUGCAUGAACUGGUGGGCAUGCAAGGGAAGCAGAGAGCGUUCACAAUUCAGGGAAAGAAGUAGAAAUUAUAUCAGUACGUGAUGUAGCGAGUGCAAUGUAAUUCUAAGUCUAUUUAUCUUAACAAGUUACGUUCAGUUUCCUUGUCUUCU